Molecule: messenger RNA, 1287 nt
Organism: Rhinichthys klamathensis goyatoka
Lineage: Eukaryota; Metazoa; Chordata; Actinopteri; Cypriniformes; Leuciscidae
Gene: st6galnac6
Product: ST6 (alpha-N-acetyl-neuraminyl-2,3-beta-galactosyl-1,3)-N-acetylgalactosaminide alpha-2,6-sialyltransferase 6
Exons: 6
Coding region: 275-1201 (308 amino acids)
Biological process (GO): oligosaccharide metabolic process; ganglioside biosynthetic process
Molecular function (GO): alpha-N-acetylgalactosaminide alpha-2,6-sialyltransferase activity
Source: RefSeq, a predicted model, not a curated record
UAUAAUGAGCCAGCGGAAGAACUGAUGAUGAUGAUGCUGCGCGGAUACAACAACAUCCAUAAUAAAACCGCGACGCGUCGGUAAGAAUCGCGUUCAACCGCCACUGUUGACUGUCUAUGAGCGCACAGGUGCGACGAGCCGUGAAUCGGUGUAUUCUGCAGAUCAGACGCGUUAUCCUGAGGAUCAGAUGGGCUCGCGCGCUCCAGCAUCACAGGCGGACACCGCUUUAUUAUGAUGCAUGAAAACUGAAACCUGAUAGAAGGGAAGAAGGAGAAUGAAACUGCGGAUUGUAGAUAAACAAUGGCAGCAGGGGCAGCGGAUGGUGAUUUAUGGGACGGUCUUCCUCAUCACGACCCUCCUCAUCCUCUACAGCUCAAACAGCUCAGCUGAUCUGAACAGCUCCUUUAAAGUCAGCGAGAUUCACCACACGGUCAAAAACACCAACCUCAAGAAAUGGGCAGGGAAGGAGGGAUACCUUCCUGUUUACGGCAACAAGAGCAUGAUCCUGCGCUGCCAUCACUGUGCAUUAGUGACCAGCUCAAGUCACAUGUUGGGGACUCACGCCGGAGACGAGAUCGACCGCACGGAGUGUGUUAUCCGUAUGAAUGACGCUCCCACCUCCGGGUACGCAUCAGACGUGGGGAACCGGACCAGUGUGCGCGUCGUGGCUCAUUCCAGCGUGUUCCGGGUCGUCCGCAAACCUGUGGAGUUCCUCAAUCGCUCAGACAGCCCUGCCAUCAUAUUCUGGGGCCCGUCGACAAAGAUCGGACGCGACGCAAAGGGAACUCUGUUCCGGCUGAUCCAGAGAGUCAGCAUGACCUACAGGAACCUGUCGUUCUUCGUCAUCUCGCCAGGCAAAAUGCAGAAGUUUGACGCGCUCUUUCAGAAAGAGACCGGCAGAGACAGAAAAAAGUCCCAGUCCUGGUUAAGCACAGGCUGGUUUACCAUGGUGAUUGCCAUAGAGAUGUGUGACAACAUCAAGGUUUAUGGGAUGGUCCCGCCAAACCAUUGUGGGAGACGCCCUCAGCCCAAACGAAUGCCCUAUCACUAUUACAAACCCAGAGGUCCAGACGAGUGUGUGACGUACCUGCAGAACGAGAGGGGGCGCCGUGGAUCACACCAUCGCUUCAUCACUGAGAAACAGGUGUUCGCACGCUGGGCCAAGCAGUACAACAUUAGCUACGCCCACCCAACGUGGUGAGCAACUUAACAAUCCAACGUAUUCCGCCUGGUGAGUUGGAUCCAAAAUGGCGGCUUUUGUAACUGUGUGACCUUCUGAUCCAAAAU